AAAACAAUAAUCUGUUUUUGCAAAAUUCAACCUAUUUCAAAAUUUAACAAUUAUUUCCGUCAAACCCAAUUGAGAUAGCAGUUAAGAGUGUCGAAAGAACUGAUAAAGAGACACCCAAUGAGACAUUCUCUAUUUCCCAUCUGUCUGGCGAUCUGAAGAUAACAUUUCAGAUUGCAUAUAUAUUAACUGUUGAAAUAUUUUCAUAAUAAAAAUGUAGAAAACGGAUUAAAUAUUAUUUUUGGUGUUAAAAUAUUAAUAUAUAUUUUUAAGUACAAAAAAUACUUAGUGCAAGUAAGCGGAAAAUGUUGCUUAUGUUAACUGCAUUCAUUUUGGCUUUCGUUUGUGCAGUGAUUUUUAGAUACUCCUUAUGGAGAAAGGAGUGUUCGAAACGUAUGCCAGGGAAAACACCAGGAUUUUUCAAUAUUCUUGGAGAUGUGAAGGAUUUCAUCGUGUCCUAUGCUCCACCCAGAAGUAAUAUGUUUCAAGAGAAACUCUUUGACCUGUUAAGAAAACGAACAGAAGAGUUUGGGAAAAAGAAUUUAUUUUGUUUGUGGAUGAUUUACCAGCCUAUAGUGAUCAUUGUUGGAUCCGAGGCAGUAAAACAGUUCAUGGAAAAGAAAAUUAACCAUAAACAUUUUAUGUAUGAAUGGUUUGAGCAAGUAAUCGGGACUGGACUCUUGAAUAGUGAAGUCUCUAAAUGGAAAACGCGAAGGAAAUUAUUGAUGCCUUGCUUCAAUUUGACAGUUUUGCGAGGAUUCCUCUCUGUUUUUAAUGAACACUCUCAGAAACUGGUGGAAAUUCUUCAAGAGAGGACAAAGGAAGAAUUUACUUAUAUUGAAACACCUAUAUCAUUUACUACACUGGAUAUUAUUUACGAAACCAUGUUCGGUGUCAAAAUAAACGCUCUGAGAAAUGACAAUCGUCAGUACGUCAGAUCCGUUCAAAGGAUUUUAGAUAUAUUUAUGAUAAGAUUUUUCAAAAUCUGGUAUUGGCCAAACUGGAUAUUUUAUCUGUCAAAGGAGGGAAAAGAAAUGAAGCGUCACGUGAAAAUAGUUCAUGAUUUCACAAGAAAGAUAAUCCACGAAAGGAAAGAGCGAUAUUUGAGCGGUGAUAUAGAGAAAGAUAGAGGUAAACGCAAGGCUCUACUGGACCGUCUGCUGGAAAUGCACAUGGAAACAGGAGAAAUUAGUGAAGAAGGUAUCAGAGAAGAAGUGAAUACCUUUGCACUAGCGGGUCAUGAAACAGUAACGGUCACGAUUAUUUGGGCUCUGUACCUCAUAGGACUCCACAAAGACGUUCAAGAAAAAAUUCAUGAAGAGCUGGACAGAGUAUUCGGGGACGAUACAAAGAGUCCUGUGACGGAGAAAGAUCUCAACGACCUCCAAUACCUUGAUUGUGUCCUGAAGGAAUCAAUGAGACUUUAUCCUUCAGUGCCAUGGUUUGGCAGGCGUAUUCCUGAAGAUACUAAUAUUUGUGGGCACACUUUACCAGAAGGAUCUGCUUGUAUUAUUCAGCCGUACUUCUUGCAUAGAGACGAGGAAGUUUUUCCUGAUCCUGAAAGGUUCAAUCCAGAGCGAUUUUCUUCCACAAACAUACACAAAAUCCCAGAAUAUGCUUACAUUCCCUUCUCUGCUGGUUCAAGGAAUUGUAUAGGCAAAACGUUUGCAAAGAUGGAACUGAAGGUCAUCAUCUCUUCAGUUUUGAGAAACUUCUCCAUAGAAUCUCUAGAUACGAGGGACAAAGUGCAGAUGUUAGCAUCUAUCACUCUGUCUCCAUCUCACCCAAUUCGCUUUAGGAUAAUUCAUAGAACGAUCCGAAAGCAGCACUGAUUAGAUUUCGACUACAUAAAGAAAACCAAAGAAAAACUUUAUAUUUAUGAUCUGAAAUUGUUUAUCUAAAACCUAUCUCUAAUUUCAACAAUGAAUUAGAUAAGUAUUUGUAUUUAUA
This is a messenger RNA of Argiope bruennichi, 1947 nucleotides long. Its product is annotated as cytochrome P450 4V2-like. The transcript has 11 exons. The record is from RefSeq and is a predicted model, not a curated record. Gene Ontology annotation, molecular function: heme binding; monooxygenase activity; oxidoreductase activity, acting on paired donors, with incorporation or reduction of molecular oxygen. The coding region runs from base 303 to 1829 and encodes 508 amino acids. Lineage: Eukaryota; Metazoa; Arthropoda; Arachnida; Araneae; Araneidae.